CCCCUCUAUGGGGACCGGGGUCUGAGCCCCUGGUCCGGCGGCCGCAACCAAGUAGGCCUCCUUCCUUUACCUCAGAGAUGGCUGCCUGACCCUCCCGCUAAGCGGCCGCCUUUGAAUCCUUGCUUCAACGCCUCCACUCCCCACCCCCACCCCAAGUUCUGUACAGCCAGGCUCUCUCAUGGGCAGCCCUGGAGCUCCUCACCUCUUGCCGUCUGAGGCCCGGUAGGGCCGGCACAGAGAGGACACCAUGGCCGAGCACGGAGCUCACAUCACAGCCGCCUCCGGCUCCGAUGACCGGCCUUCCAUCUUCGAAGUGGUUGCUCAGGACAGUCUAAUGACAGCCGUGAGACCUGCCCUUCAGCAUGUGGCCAAGGUUCUUGCAGAAUCCAACCCUGCCCAUUAUGGCUUCCUCUGGAGAUGGUUUGACGAAAUUUUCACUUUUCUGGAUCUUUUGCUACAGCAGCACUACUUGUCUAAAGCCAGUGCCUCCUUCUCUGAAAACUUUUAUGGCUUAAAGAGGAUCGUGAUGGGAAACCCUCGAGAGGUCCAGAGAUUGGCCAGUGUUGGCCUCCCAAAGAAGCAGCUUUGGAAGUCCCUCCUGUUCCUGGUCCUCCUUCCCUACUUGAAAGUGAAGUUGGAGAAGUUGGUCUCCAGCCUAAGAGAAGAAGAUGAAUAUUCCAUUCAUCCCCCCUCUUCCUGUUGGAAGCGUUUUUACCGAGCUUUCCUGGCAGCUUAUCCAUUUGUAACCAUGGCCUGGGAAGGCUGGUUCCUCAUACAGCAGUUACGUUACAUCCUGGGGAAGGCUCAGCAUCAUUCACCAUUGCUGAGCCUAGCUGGAGUUCGCCUAGGUCGACUCUCAGCUGAAGAUAUCAGAGCUCUGGAAAAGACACUAGCUCAAGCUAGUGGAAUGCCACAACCAGCCACUAGUAUUCGAGAGAAGGUGCAAUCAGCUGUCAAGAAAGCUAUAGGAGGCCUUGCCUUGUCCAUCUCCACUGGCCUUUCUGUAGGUGUUUUCUUCCUGCAAUUCCUAGACUGGUGGUACUCCUCAGAGAAUCAAGAAACCAUCAAAUCUCUGACUGCCUUGCCCACCCCACCACCCCCUGUCCACCUGGACUACAACUCUGAUCCUUCUUUGUUGCCGAAGCUGAAGACUGUGUGUCCCUUAUGUCGAAAAAUCCGGGUGAAUGACACAGCACUUGCCACCUCUGGCUAUGUGUUUUGUUACCGAUGUGUUUAUAACUAUGUGAAGAGUCACCAAACCUGCCCCAUCACAGGCUAUGCAACAGAAGUACAGCACCUGGUUAAAUUGUACUCCCCCGAAAACUGAAUGACCUUGCCAACUGUGCCCCAUGGUAAGACUACUUUGCCUGCCUUCCAUCCUGCCACAGAAUGGUAUUAUCAGAUCCAUUCAUGUUAGUCACCCACCUCAGGACCACUUCAACCUUAAAGAGCCUAGCAGAACUUUUUAAAAAAUCAAACGCCCAGGGGCAGUGAGGUGGCUCAGUGGAUUGAGAGCCAGGCUUAAGAGA
Gracilinanus agilis (Agile Gracile Mouse Opossum) is the source of this 1529-nucleotide messenger RNA. RefSeq names its product peroxisomal biogenesis factor 12 (gene PEX12). Gene Ontology annotation, cellular component: peroxisomal importomer complex; peroxisomal membrane. Gene Ontology annotation, biological process: protein import into peroxisome matrix; protein monoubiquitination. Bases 248 to 1327 code for a protein of 359 amino acids. NCBI's taxonomy places the organism in Eukaryota, Metazoa, Chordata, Mammalia, Didelphimorphia, Didelphidae. Gene Ontology annotation, molecular function: zinc ion binding; protein binding; ubiquitin-protein transferase activity. The record is from RefSeq and is a predicted model, not a curated record. The transcript has 3 exons.